CGGGGACGAGCUCCGCGACGUGAUUGUUCAGGGCUGACUCCCCCACCCCGCGUCGUCCUCCUCCGCCGCCGCCGCCGCCUUCACAUUCCGGGCCCUUCCAGCCGCCACCCUCGCCCAGGCCCGGGUGACUAAACGGAGACAAAGGGGAGGUGGCUCCGGAGGGGCGCGGACCGGCGGACGGACCGAAGGACGGGCGGACAGACGGCGACGCUUCCUCCCUUAUGCCCCCGGGCAGCCACCGGUUUGCGGCGCCCGCUGGGAGCUUCCCCGAGCCCGGCGCCCGGACUGGCCUGGCCCGGCCCUGAUGGUUUGAGCUCGGCUCUCCUCCCCUCCCGACCCCGGUGGCGGCGGCGAGGACACACCAUGUGAAGGUUGGCGUCCCGCCAUCCCGAGGAGCAGCCGUGAAAAAAAAUAAAGAUGGGGGAUGCUGCAGACCCCAGGGAGAUGAGAAAGACGUUCAUUGUUCCAGCCAUCAAACCCUUUGACCACUAUGAUUUCUCCAGGGCCAAAAUCGCCUGCAAUCUGGCUUGGCUGGUGGCCAAAGCCUUUGGGACAGAAAAUGUACCAGAGGAACUUCGAGAACCAUUUUACACAGAUCAGUAUGACCAAGAACACAUCAAGCCACCUGUUGUCAAUUUGCUUCUGUCGGCUGAACUGUACUGUCGGGCAGGGAGUCUCAUCCUUAAGAGCGAUGCUGCAAAACCACUUUUGGGCCAUGAUGCUGUCAUCCAGGCUUUAGCACAGAAAGGUCUUUAUGUCACUGACCAGGAAAAGUUGGUCACUGAACGAGAUCUCCACAAGAAACCCAUACAGAUGAGUGCUCAUUUGGCCAUGAUAGAUACCCUAAUGAUGGCUUAUACUGUAGAGAUGGUCAGCGUAGAAAAAGUUAUUGCGUGUGCUCAACAGUAUUCAGCAUUUUUUCAAGCUACAGAUCUGCCCUAUGAUAUUGAAGAUGCUGUCAUGUACUGGAUGAAUAAGGUAAAUGAGCAUUUGAAAGACAUAAUGGAACAAGAACAAAAACUGAAAGAACAUCAUGCAGCUGAAGCACCAGGAGGUCAAAAGUCUCCUUCCAAAUGGUUUUGGAAACUGGUUCCAGCUCGUUAUAGGAAAGAGCAAACAUUGCUUAAACAACUGCCUUGCAUUCCAUUGGUAGAAAAUUUGUUGAAAGAUGGUACAGAUGGCUGUGCAUUAGCUGCCCUUAUUCAUUUUUAUUGCCCUGAUGUUGUCAGAUUGGAGGAUAUUUGUUUGAAAGAAACUAUGUCCUUGGCCGAUAGUCUGUAUAAUCUGCAGCUGAUUCAGGAAUUUUGCCAAGAAUACUUGAAUCAGUGUUGCCAUUUCACCCUAGAAGAUAUGCUGUAUGCUCCUUCUUCCAUAAAGAGUAAUUAUUUGGUGUUCAUGGCAGAGCUCUUCUGGUGGUUUGAAGUUGUGAAGCCAUCAUUUGUACAGCCUCGUGUUGUUCGUCCGCAAGGAGCUGAGCCUGUGAAAGAUACGCCAUCAGUUCCUGUCCUGAAUGCUGCUAAAAGAAACAUCUCAGCUAGUUCAUCUAGUUCUGACUUCACUUCCAGAUAUUCACGUCCCCAAACUCCUUCUUCAGCUUCAGGAGGGAUUAGAAGGUCUUCAUCUAUGUCUUAUGUUGAUGGCUUCAUUGGAACAUGGCCCAAAGAGAAAAGAUCAUCGGUUCAUGGCGUUUCAUUUGAUAUUUCUUUUGAUAAGGAAGAUAUUGCACCAAGAUCCACUUCAAACCGAGGAAUCAUUCGUUCUAUUAGUAAUGAAGGACUUACUCUGAACAACAGUCGUGCAUCUAAACACAUUAGAAAAAAUUUGUCCUUCAAGCCGGUAAAUGGGGAAGAGGAGGAAAGCAUUGAAGAAGAACUUAAUGUUGAUCCUCACAGUGACCUCAAAUCUUACCUGCCUCUUAACACCCAUGAACUGAAUUCAAACGAGAAUGUUCAUUACAAGCUUCCAAAUGGGGCUCUACAAAAUAGAGUACUGCUAGAUGAGUUUGGCAAUCAGCUCGAGACACCAAGCAUUGAAGAAGCUUUACAAAUAAUUCAUGAUACUGAAAAGUCUCCUCAUACACCUCGGCCAGACCAAAUUGCUAAUGGCUUCUUCCUUCAUAGCCAGGAACUGAGUAUCCUAAAUUCAAAUAUCAAGCUAGGUCAAUCUAGUCCUGAUAAUAUAACUGAUACUAAAGGUGCCUUGAGUCCUAUAACUGACACUACAGAAGUUGACACUGGAAUUCAUGUUCCUUCUGAAGACAUUCCAGAAACAAUGGAUGAGGACUCUUCCUUAAGAGACUAUACUGUAAGCUUAGACUCUGACAUGGAUGAUGCAUCUAAAUUUCUUCAAGACUAUGAUGUAAGAUCCAGCAACCCCAGAGAAGCUUUGAGUCCUUGUCCAAGUACCAUAAGUACCAAGUCUCAGCCAGGUAGUAGUGCUUCUUCUAGUUCUGGGGUUAAAAUGACCAGCUUUGCUGAACAGAAGUUCAGGAAACUGAAUCAUACUGAUGGGAAAAGUAGUGGAAGCAGUUCUCAAAAAACUACCCCAGAGGGCUCUGAACUUAAUAUUCCUCAUGUGGUUGCUUGGGCACAAAUUCCAGAAGAAACAGGCAUUGCCCAGGGACGGGACACUACACAGCUGUUGGCUUCUGAAAUGGUACACCUUAGGAUGAAGCUAGAAGAAAAGAGGCGUGCUAUAGAAGCCCAGAAAAAAAAAAUGGAAGCUGCUUUUACUAAACAGAGGCAGAAAAUGGGAAGAACAGCAUUCCUAACCGUAGUGAAAAAGAAAGGAGAUGGGAUUUCCCCACUGAGAGAGGAAGCAGCUGGUGCAGAAGAUGAGAAAGUAUACACUGAUCAAGUGAAAGAAAAGGAAUCACAAAAAGCUGAUGGACAAAGGAGUAAGUCUCUGGCAGAUAUAAAAGAAAGCAUGGAGAAUCCUCAGACCAGGUGGCUGAAGUCUCCAACCACUCCCACUGAUCCUGAGAAGCAGUGGAACCUGGCAAGCCCCUCAGAAGAGACUUUAAACGAAGGAGAAAUUUUAGAAUAUACAAAGUCCAUUGAAAAGUUAAAUUCUUCCUUGCAUUUCCUGCAACAAGAAAUGCAACGCUUGUCCCUUCAGCAGGAAAUGUUAAUGCAGAUGAGAGAGCAGCAGUCUUGGGUGAUUUCACCUCCACAACCCUCUCCACAGAAGCAGAUUCGCGAUUUCAAGCCUAGGCAGGCAGGCCUGUCAUCCACUGUUGCACCAUUCUCCUCAGAUUCCCCACGACCUACUCAUCCAUCUCCACAGUCUUCUAACAGGAGGAGCACAUCUUUUUCUGUUAAAAAUCAGAGGACUCCUAGGCCAAAUGAAUUAAAAAUAACACCUUUGAAUCGAACCCUGACACCCCCUCGAUCUGUGGAUAGUCUUCCUCGCCUGAGGAGGUUUUCACCAAGUCAGGUUCCCAUUCAGACACGAUCAUUUGUAUGUUUUGGGGAUGAUGGAGAGCCUCAAUUAAAGGAAUCUAAGCCCAAGGAGGAGGCUAAAAAGGAGGAGUUGGAGUGCAAAGGGAGUUUGGAACCACAUGGACCUAAUCCUGAGCAAAAGGAGAUGAAACCUCUUGAGUCAACAGUUUCUGAAGUCCUAUCACAGCCUAUCACAGAGACUGUGUGUCUGACUCCAAAUGAGGACCAGUUGAGUCAACCCACAGACCCGCCACCUAAACCCAUUUUCCCACCUACUGCUCCUAAAAGUGUUAACCUGAUUGAAGUUUCUCUGUCAGAUUUGAAGCCCCCUGAAAAGGCUGAUGUAUCUAUUGAAAAAUAUGGUGGGGAAAGUGAUAAGGAACAAUUCGAUGACGAGCAGAAAGUAUGCUGUGGAUUCUUCUUUAAGGAUGAUCAAAAGGCAGAAAAUGAUAUGGCAAUGAAACGAGCAGCUCUGUUAGAGAAACGACUAAGAAGGGAAAAAGAAACUCAGCUUCGGAAACAGCAGCUGGAAGCAGAAAUGGAGCAUAAAAAAGAGGAGACGAGACGCAAGACUGAGGAAGAACGUCAGAAGAAAGAAGAUGAGAAAGCACGCAGAGAAUUUAUUAGGCAAGAAUAUAUGAGGCGAAAACAACUGAAGCUAAUGGAAGACAUGGAUACAGUAAUUAAACCUCGUCCUCAGAUGGCAAAACAGAAAAAACAACGACCAAAAUCUAUUCACAGAGACCAUAUUGAAUCCCCUAAAACACCAAUAAAAGGUCCUCCAGGAUCACGAAUUUAUCGUGUUUUUUCAGUCUCUAGCCUCUCUUUGGCAUCGCUGAACACAGGAGAUAAUGAGAGUGUUCAUUCAGGCAAGAGAACACCAAGGUCAGAGUCUGUAGAAGGCUUCUUGUCUCCAAGUCGCUGUGGCAGUCGAAAUGGAGAAAAAGACUGGGAAAAUGCAUCAACAACUUCUUCAGUGGCUUCUGGAACAGAAUAUACAGGACCAAAGCUCUACAAAGAACCUAGUGCGAAAUCCAAUAAGCACAUAAUACAGAAUGCUCUAGCUCAUUGCUGUUUGGCAGGAAAAGUAAAUGAAGGUCAAAAGAAAAAAAUAUUAGAGGAAAUGGAGAAGUCAGAUGCCAACAACUUCUUAAUCUUGUUCCGGGAUUCAGGCUGCCAGUUCAGGUCUUUGUAUACUUACUGCCCAGAAACUGAAGAAAUUAAUAAGCUGACUGGGAUAGGCCCUAAAUCUAUCACUAAAAAAAUGAUUGAGGGACUUUAUAAAUAUAAUUCUGACAGGAAACAGUUUAGCCACAUACCUGCUAAAACUUUAUCUGCCAGUGUUGAUGCCAUUACCAUUCAUAGCCAUUUAUGGCAGACCAAAAGACCAGUAACACCCAAAAAACUCUUACCCACUAAAGCAUAAGAGGUGGGAAAUGUUUGCUUCAGAACACUCAUAAAUUUGCACUGCAUCUUUCCUGCCUAUAGAAAAUCUUUGUAAUUGCCAACAAGACUUUUAUUCAUUAAAACUGGACAGUGACUCUGUUGUCAGGAACAACUGGAAUGUAAACCACAGUAUUUUGGAAUGCAAAAGAUUCUUCGCACUUAGAUAAUAAGUCCAAGUGAUGAAGGAAAUGUUUAAUUCCCAAAUGGAGGCUUGUACACCAGAUUUCAACUGCCUGGUAUUGAAGAUGUUGAAGCACUGAAUUCUCAUGGAUGCAGUGGGACAUAUGGUUGAAAUAUGGCUAGACUACAAAUUAUGUGUUGUAUUUGUUCUUUUUUUUAACCCUUUUACUGGACAUGCUUGUCUUCAGAUGUUUAUUUUGUUACUUUUCUCUCCUGGGGGUUUAUUCGAAUAUGCCUUUGUAUUUUGUUUCAUGUGGAGAUUAUGAAAAUAGGAAGUAUACCUUCAGAAGUAACUCGCACCUUUCUUAUGUGUUGAGAGAAACACUAAUGUUACAUUUAACAGUAUGUUUUAUGUUUUAAUGGUGUUACAGCAUUUGCAAGAAUCCUAGGUAUUUACAAUUCUGUAUUUAUUCACUCAAGUAUUAACAUUUCUCUAUUAAAUAAGAGGAGGUAUUAUUGUAAAGAGCUGCUAAUAGGUUCGCUUUAAAACACAUGAGCUUAACCAAGAAUAUCUUCUGAGAAGUCACUGAUUAAAUCAGUGCUGUUUUUACACCACUUCUGGCCAACUCAGAAUAACUUAUUCUUUUAACAAAAACAAAAGCUUUCUAUCUCUUUUAAAGUAAGUCACUUUAUAAGCUGGCAGGAGUGAAUGACACUUUGAGAGUAGUCCUUCAGUAUGAAGAUGUAAGACUUCCUGAACAAGUUCUUAUGGGGUCUUUACAUUAUAUUUAUAACUGGUAUAAAAUUAUAUUUAGAAUUUUUAAACAUGUACAAAGGGCUACAUUUUAAUUUUAAAGUAGCUCUAUGUUAUUUUACUUAUAUUGAGUUUUUCUUUUUAAUCCUUUUCAAGUGGAACAACUUAGAUUAAGGAUGCACUUGAAAUUUCCUCUACAUGAUUUUGUUGUUUAGCAGUGUAUACCAGAGGGUUAGUUGGGGGGAAACUUCAUUCUCAGGAAAAGACUUGAAUGAUUAUGUGACCCUGUUAUGUUUCAGUGUUGUGACAACUGUGUAAACUGAGGGGGAAACACAUUGUAUCAUAAACAAGACACAUAGUUUGUUUUUCUUUCUUGGGUGUAAGAUGAAAAAAAAAAUACAUUUCUCUAAUUGAGUUGUGUGUAGAGAGAGAACUAAUGUCUCCUAUGAUGUAUUUACUUAUUUAAAAAGAAAGAAUAGGAAUGAGAGGUCCCUGAGCUGUACUUUUCUAUUAUUAUAAGGCCUUUAGGCAUCAGUGCACCUGGGUUUUCAACAUUUUCUCAAAUGCUGUCAAUAUUUUACUGUAAUUUAUGUUCUUAUAUUUAUGUAUAUUUGUUAAAACUGUAAAAAAUUUUCACAGAUUUUUUUCCCAAUACCUGUACAAGAUAUAUGUGUAGCUCAAGAAUAUCUGUGGCCUACUGCUUGCAUGUGAGACCAGGACAUGUAGCACUUAUAUUGUAAGUGAUACAUAUUUUGUAUAUAAUAAUUGAAGGUGAAAAAUGGGGACCUGCACAUUUUACCUUUCAGACAACAAUUUAUUACAAUUAGAAGGUAAUCAUCAUCAAAUACAUAUUUAGGAUAAUCCUAGUUUAAAAGUUCUAAGCAAACCUGAUUAAAAUGAGGUAAAUAAUAGACAAAAUAAUUACAUUUUACAUGAUAAAUUUAUUCUUUUAAGCCAAUUAGGUUUCUCUUAAUCAAAGCAGCCUUCUUGAUAUCACUUGGGUAUUAAAUCAAGAAAAACUUCUAUGCAGAUAAUGGAAGAACUAUUUAACACUAGCCAGGACUGUCUUUGAUUCCUAGAUUUUUAUGUGUCCAGCAAUUGAACUGAAUGUCUGCACUGUCUAAAGGUAGAAUGUGAGUAUUGCCACAAAAUUUAUUGCUCUCAGUAUAAGGUUUUACUUUAUUAAUGCAGAAAGAAUACAGAUAUAUUUCUUUAGCCUGCAGAUUUUUUAUUAUGGUGCAGCUUUUUAAAUUAUGUUUUAAAAUUAUACAAAUGCAAACUAGGUCAUUUCAUAAAGCUUGGAGAUUUCUGUCAAGCAUAGUGAAACACACUGGUGCUUUCAUUGUUGAAGGUUGGAUUACCAUGGAAAUCAUUCAGUUAAAUUUGCCAAACACUUGUCAUGAUUGCCAGAGUAGCCUGUCAGAUUCUACAGAAUUACUCUUGGUUUUUCAGUUUUGUUUUAGAAGGACUGUUACAGUUUUUACUUGGCUGUGUAAAGCCAAAGUUGGUCAUUUCCUUAUGACUCUAAGGACACUGUUGGGCAAUGUACAGUGUGUGCUGUGUUUACCUGUCCACUCUAGAGCAUUGCAAAAGAUGCUGUUCUGUAAGAUACUGUCAGACUUGCUUCUUCCUGAUGCAGUGUAGUUUUUCCCCUCUCAUUUGAAUAAAAGCAUGGCACCAAAUGA
Molecule: messenger RNA, 7445 nt
Organism: Jaculus jaculus (lesser Egyptian jerboa)
Lineage: Eukaryota; Metazoa; Chordata; Mammalia; Rodentia; Dipodidae
Gene: Camsap2
Product: calmodulin regulated spectrin associated protein family member 2
Exons: 18
Coding region: 418-4866 (1482 amino acids)
Biological process (GO): neuron projection development; negative regulation of microtubule depolymerization; cytoplasmic microtubule organization
Cellular component (GO): microtubule minus-end
Molecular function (GO): spectrin binding; calmodulin binding; microtubule minus-end binding
Source: RefSeq, a predicted model, not a curated record